ACAGCACGAACAACAUCCCGCAGCCUCUGCUAACAUUACCCUACAGUGCGCGUCACCGACCCGGGAGCGCGCCUUCUCCCAGCUCUGACAUCACACAGCCUCAGCAUGGCGGUCAAGUUCACCAAAAGAGCUGAUCCCAAUGAGCUGAAGAAUAUAUUUCUGCAGUAUGCCAGCGUUGAAAAAGAUGGGGAAAAUUACAUGACACCACCUGACUUUGUGCAGAGAUACCUCAGACUGCACACAGAUGCUCACCACAAUCCCAAGACUGUGGAUCUACUAGGAGGGGUCGCUGACCAGACCAAAGAUGGGUUGAUCUCCUUCCAGGAGUUCCAGGCAUUCGAGUCAGUGUUGUGUGCCCCAGAUGCUAUGUUCAUUGUGGCUUACCAGUUAUUUGAUAAGGGCGGCUUAGGGGAGGUCACUUUCGAGGAUGUUAAGGAAAUAUUUGGACAGACGAUCAUACACCAUCAUAUCCCUUUCAACUGGGACUGUGAGUUUAUUCGGCUUCAUUUUGGCCACAACCGGAAGAAACCUCUUUCCUACUUGGAGUUUACAGAGUUUUUACAGGAACUUCAACUGGAACAUGCUCGCCAAGCCUUUGCCCGGAAGGACAAGAGUAAGACUGGCAUGAUCACGGCCAUGGACUUCAGCGAUAUUAUGGUUACUAUACGUUCCCACAUGCUGACUCCAUUUGUAGAAGAAAAUCUUGUCUCCGCUGCAGGAGGAACCAUCUCACACCAAGUCAGCUUCUCCUACUUCAAUGCUUUUAAUUCCUUGCUAAACAAUAUGGAAUUGAUACGGAAGAUAUACAGUACAUUAGCAGGCACAAAAAGAGACUUGGAGGUCACCAAAGAGGAAUUUACUAAUUCUGCAAACAAAUUUGGACAGAUUAGCCCACUAGAAAUUGACAUCUUGUUCCAGCUUUCAGAUUUAUUUAAUGCGACUGGACGUCUCACUCUGACAGAUAUUGAGAGAAUUGCACCACUAGAAGAAGGAGCUUUGCCUUACAACUUGGCUGAAAUCCAGAGACAGCAAUCGUACAGCAACAUAGGUAGGCCUAUCUGGCUCCAGGCUGCGGAGUCUGGCUACAGAUUCAUGUUGGGUUCAAUUGCUGGAGCUGUCGGAGCUACGGCCGUGUACCCCAUUGACCUUGUGAAGACUCGCAUGCAGAACCAGCGGUCUUCCUUUGUUGGAGAGCUGUUGUAUAAAAACAGUUUUGACUGUUUUAGGAAAGUGUUGCGCUAUGAAGGCUUUUUUGGGCUUUACAGAGGUCUUCUACCACAACUAGUAGGCGUUGCCCCGGAAAAAGCUAUUAAACUGACGGUGAAUGAUUUUGUUCGAGACAAGUUUACUCAGCGAGAUGGCUCGAUUCCGUUACUGGCUGAAAUCAUGGCUGGCGGCUGUGCAGGAGGCUCCCAAGUCGUUUUCACAAACCCGCUGGAGAUUGUCAAGAUUCGCUUGCAGGUCGCAGGAGAAAUUACCACAGGCGCCAGAGUCAGCGCCCUCACUGUGCUCAGAGAUUUGGGUUUCUUUGGUCUUUAUAAGGGUGCCAAAGCUUGUUUUCUACGGGACAUCCCCUUCUCGGCCAUCUACUUUCCUGUCUAUGCGCACUUCAAGUCUUUGUUUGCUGAUGAAAAGGGCCACGUAGGAGCCUUACAACUGCUGACCGCUGGUGCCAUUGCAGGUGUACCUGCAGCGUCCUUAGUAACCCCUGCUGAUGUCAUCAAGACAAGACUGCAAGUGGCAGCGCGAGCCGGCCAGACUACGUAUAACGGUGUUUUCGACUGCUUUCAAAAAAUCCUUAAAGAAGAAGGAUCGAGGGCUUUCUGGAAAGGAGCUGGAGCUCGAGUAUUUCGAUCUUCCCCCCAAUUUGGUGUCACACUGGUUACCUAUGAGCUGCUGCAGAGAUGGCUGUAUGUUGAUUUUGGAGGAGUCAAGCCUUCGGGAUCAGAGCCUUCACCAAAGACCAGAAUCUCCAACCUUCCCCCGGCACAUCCAGACCAUAUAGGAGGCUACAGACUGGCCACUGCUACCUUUGCAGGGAUAGAAAACAAGUUUGGUCUCUAUCUGCCAAAGUUUAGGCCUCCCGAGGCAGCUUCUCAGGUCAAAACUGCAGCUUCAGUAUAAUGGAGACCCGGCGGGCUCGGUACAUAUAGUAUUUAACGACGAAGCACAGUUCAGUACCUCUCUGGUCAUUUGCAUGUGGGUUUAUCUGCUGCUCGUCCCAUUCUAAUAUCAUUAUUUGUUAAGAGACAAAUCACCUGUUUGCACAGAAGAGGUGUAUCUGCUUCAUUCAGCACAUAGAAUGUAUUCUUGUUUCCUAAAGAGAGCAUGUGUGUUUUGGGUUUUUUUUUUCUUUUUAAUAGACUGCUUUAUACAGCUUCGCACUCACUGUUACUGUACAUAUUGUACAUCUGUACAGAGACAUCACGGCACAUAGGACGUCUUUCUGCAAGGGGUGGAGGAAAAUGUACAGAACAUAUGGGAGGUGUUACCGUGACAUUAUAUAAUGUAUUAUGAUUUCAAUUUCUCAUUUAAUCAUUUUGAUGUAUUUUAUGGAAAUAAAACAUUAUUGUUUGA
Nanorana parkeri is the source of this 2577-nucleotide messenger RNA. It is a transcript of the gene SLC25A12, whose product is annotated as solute carrier family 25 member 12. The record is from RefSeq and is a predicted model, not a curated record. Bases 106 to 2124 code for a protein of 672 amino acids. Gene Ontology annotation, biological process: aspartate transmembrane transport; malate-aspartate shuttle; L-glutamate transmembrane transport. NCBI's taxonomy places the organism in Eukaryota, Metazoa, Chordata, Amphibia, Anura, Dicroglossidae. The transcript is spliced from 18 exons. Gene Ontology annotation, molecular function: L-aspartate transmembrane transporter activity; calcium ion binding; L-glutamate transmembrane transporter activity.